Wallemia ichthyophaga EXF-994 is the source of this 993-nucleotide messenger RNA. RefSeq lists its product as uncharacterized. Lineage: Eukaryota; Fungi; Basidiomycota; Wallemiomycetes; Wallemiales; Wallemiaceae. Bases 1 to 993 code for a protein of 330 amino acids. Gene Ontology annotation, cellular component: nucleus. The transcript has a single exon. Gene Ontology annotation, biological process: rRNA processing; primary miRNA processing; regulation of gene expression. The record is from RefSeq and is a predicted model, not a curated record. Gene Ontology annotation, molecular function: ribonuclease III activity; double-stranded RNA binding.
AUGGCAACUCGGCAAGCAGUGAGAGCGGUGAAUCUGCGCAGUUUAUCGACGUCUGUAUGCAGUAGCAGUAGUAGAAUUGCAGUUAGAGCGCCGCCAGUCGAAGCCAAAGGGAAGCGUAGCGUGAAUAGCGCAGAGAAUAUCACAGAGAAUAUCACACAGGAAUCUUCUUCACUGCCACCAUUUAACGCAAAGGAAUGGGCUUCGUCGGUGCCCGUGCGUGAAUCUUCUCUCGUGGCUCUGGGACACAGACUCGGACUGAGUGUCGAAAUUGACGAAAUAGAGAAGGCGUGCACUCAUGCGUCAUUCAGCGAGUCAUCCAACAACGACGAAUUACAAUCCAUCGGCAACACAUUCCUUGGACUCGUUGCAACUGAACACCUCCACCUCACCUACCCAAAUCUACCACUCAAGCCGCUCAAAGCAGCUGUCAGCAUGCUUGUUGGUCCCAAGACUUGCUCUGCUGUUAGUCGGGAGUGGGGUGCGCACUCGUCGCUGAGAUGGAGACGCGAAUCAACCCACGGCCUUACUCUCCACGAAGACGCCAUGGCUAGUCUGAGCAAGAGUGUCGUUGGUUUGGUACUCAAGCAUGGAGGUGUAGAGAAAGCCUCUCACUUCGCCAAAGCUUUCUUCCUUUCCCGCUCCCUCGACCUUCGCUCACUCCUCAAGUUUGAAAACCCAGUAACCAUAAUCAACCAGACUGCCACCAAGUUUGGCUACAGCGGAGUAGAUGUGAAGUUGCUCAAGGAGACAGGAAGAUAUACGCAGUCGCCCGUUUACAUUGUCGGCGUAUUCGCUGACGAUAAUAUCCAACUCGGUGAAGGAUUCGGAUCUUCGCUCAAAAUGGCUAAAUAUCGCGCUGCUACUAACGCACUGCACCAGCUUUAUCUCCACGUACGUCCAGAAGUAUCACUGCCUAGCUCCACCCUCUUUGAAAAUGGUGCGUAUAAAUCCGCUCCACUCGGUAAGAGUGAAGUGUUGUUUAAAUCUGCAUAA